AUGUUAUUAUCUCUUUUACUUAUUAUUCCUAUAAUAGGAAUAUUUAUUAUAUCUAAUUUAAAAGCUUAUUCUGUAGGUUCAUCUUUAAUUGAAGCAGAAAAUACUCAAAAAAUAAAAGUUAUAGCUUUAGUUACAGCUAGUGUAAAUAUGAUUUUAUCUUUUGUUGUUUAUGUAUUUUUUAAUUCAAGUAGCAAUCAAUAUCAAUUUGUACAAGAACAUUAUAAUAUACAAUCAUUUGAUAUUUAUCUAGGUGUAGAUGGAAUUUCUAUUUAUUUCGUUUUAUUAACAACAAUAAUAAUGCCAAUCGCAUUAUUAGCUAACUGAAACUCAAUAAAAGAAAAUUUAAAAUUUUAUUUAAUAACUAUAUUAUUAUUAGAAACAUUAUUACUUGCAGUAUUUAUGGUUUUAGAUAUAUUAUUAUUUUAUAUUUUUUUUGAAAGUAUAUUACCACCUUUAUUUUUAUUAAUUGGUUUAUUCGGAUCAAGUAAUAAAGUUAGAGCUAGUUAUUAUUUUUUCUUAUAUACAUUAUGAGGAUCUUUAUUCUUAUUAUUAUCUAUUUUAACUAUGUAUUCUAUAAUGGGUACAACAGAUUUUGAUGCCUUAUUUAAAACAAAUUUUGACUAUACAAUGCAAUUUGUAUUAUUUGGUGGUGUAUUUAUAGCUUUUGCUGUAAAAACUCCUACAAUAUUUUUAAAUAAUUGAUUAUUAAAAGCUCACGUUGAAUCUCCUUUAGGUGGAAGUAUAAUACUAGCAGGUAUUGUAUUAAAAUUAAGUUUAUACGGUAUAUUUAGAUUAAUAUUACCUAUAUUACCUAAAGCUACUUUAGAUCUUACUUUUAUAGUAUAUACUAUAGGUGUAAUUACUAUUUUAUACGCAAGUUUUAGUACAUUAAGAACUGUAGAUGUUAAAGAAUUAAUUGCUUACAGUUCUGUUUCUCAUGCUGCUGUAUAUUUAAUAGGUGCAUUCAGUAAUACAAUACAAGGUAUAGAAGGAAGUAUAACUUUAGGUUUAGCUCACGGAUUUGUAUCUAGUGGUUUAUUUAUAUGUGCAGGUGGAAUAUUAUAUGACAGAUCUGGAACUAGAAUGAUUUAUUUAUACAGAGGUGUAGCUCAACUUAUGCCUUUAUUCUCUAUAUUAUUCUUUAUCUUAUCAUUAGGAAAUUGUGGUGCUCCUUUAACAUUAAACUUUAUAGGAGAAUUUAUGUCUCUUUACGGAGUGUUUGAAAAAUUACCUGUAUUAGGUCUAUUUGCCGCUACUUCUAUUGUAUUCUCCGCUGCAUAUACUAUAUAUAUGUUUAAUAGAAUUACAUUUGGAGGUUCUUUCACUAAAUUCUUUGAAGAAAAUAUUUCUGAUACAACAAAAAGAGAAUUUACAUUAUUAUUAGUUCUUGUUUUAUUUACAGUUAUCCUUGGAAUAUACCCUUCUUUAAUCUUAGACAGCUUACAUUAUCCUGUAGUUAAUUUAAUUUAUAGCUUUCAAUCUAUAUAA
Molecule: messenger RNA, 1488 nt
Organism: Verticillium alfalfae VaMs.102
Lineage: Eukaryota; Fungi; Ascomycota; Sordariomycetes; Glomerellales; Plectosphaerellaceae
Source: the annotation of a RefSeq genome assembly